Molecule: messenger RNA, 726 nt
Organism: Lucilia sericata (common green bottle fly)
Lineage: Eukaryota; Metazoa; Arthropoda; Insecta; Diptera; Calliphoridae
Product: forkhead box protein P1-B-like
Exons: 1
Biological process (GO): regulation of transcription by RNA polymerase II
Cellular component (GO): nucleus
Molecular function (GO): DNA-binding transcription factor activity, RNA polymerase II-specific; RNA polymerase II cis-regulatory region sequence-specific DNA binding
Source: RefSeq, a predicted model, not a curated record
AAUGCCAUACGUACGAAUUUGUCUUUGCACAAAUGCUUUGUGCGUUACGAAGAUGACUUUAGCUCCUUUUGGAUGGUUGACGACAGUGAGUUUGUUAAAAGGCGCCACUUGUCGAGAGGCCGUCCGCGCAAAUAUGAGCCGUCUUCAUCGCCCAAUUCAAACUCGCAACAGUUUGGUAACACCAUUACUUCGACAGCUUCUAACGAGGCUGUUGAUGGCAGCAGUGUUCUCAACGACACAAUUGCCAACAGCCCAGAUUCAUCAACUGCUGUCGCCUCGUCCCGUCAACGAUGUGCCAGCAGUGGCAGUAACAUGUUUAAUAAAUCUGGUAAUAAAAAUAAUGGUAGUGAAAAUGAUGGCGGUAACGACGACUACGAUAUCUGCGAAGUUAGCCAAAGAAGUCCAGCCGGGUGUCAGACUCACCUUCAUAGUGAUGGUAAAGAGUACUGUAGCUCCAAGCAACGCCCCCAGCUUCACGGGUCUAUUAUUGGUAUUGCAAUCAAAACGAAUUUCAAUUCUAUCAUUGAUCACAAUCGCAUGGCUAACAGAACGAAUGUUGGUGGCGGUGUUAUGGCUACAGGAAAUAAUCCUGGCGUCGGCGGCAUUGAUGAUAUUGGCUCCGUUGGAAGCUUAGACGUUGAUAACCACCGUAAUGGCACUUUAAAUAUUGCCAACACAAGUGUCGAAACAGAGGACACGAAUGGCUACGAUUUUCACACACAGUAA